AUGGAAACCCCAUCUGUUAAUAAAACGCGAAAAGAUUAUUCAAAAACUUCGAAUGCCCCACAUUUUAAAUCUUCGUUUGAAGAUGUUCUAGCUAGCCUUCAAGAAAAUCAGGAAAAUGAAGAUCCAGAAAACAACAGCACGAAUAUCAAAGAGCAGCGUCAACAGAAAUGGUCUCGGCCUAAAGUACCUGUUAUAAAUCCAGCUCAGGAUCAUAUAAGUAGGAGAGCGUAUUACUUUUUAUAUUUUUGUCAAAAUGACUUAACUCUUCCUGUAGUAUUUCAGCAAAUUGAAAUUGAUGAAUAUAAUGAUUUGAAUACGAGAAGACCGAUUAUCCGCUUAUAUGGAGUUACUGAGCGAGGGAAUAGUGUUCUCUGUCAUGUAUCAGGCUUUUUGCCAUAUUUUUACAUUCCAGCACCUGUUGGUUUUAAAGACAAUGAUUUGCCACAUUUUCAGAGGAAUCUCGAGCAAACUCUUACUGGAGCUGGAAGUAAAAUAUUUAGAAUUGAGAUAGUGAUGAAAGAGAGUAUAUGGGGAUAUCAUGGCAAUCAGAAAAAUCCAUUUCUCAAAAUCACCUUUAACGACUCAAAAAAUUUAACAUUCGACAGUAAUAUUUCAUAUGUAAUGCGAUUUAUGAUUGAUAAUAAGAUAACUGGUGCAAAUUGGAUUGAAUUGCCCGCAAACAGUUAUAAAAUUUUCAUUGAAGCUCGGAAAACCUCCAAUUGUCAACUUGAAAUAGAGACCAGCUACAAAAAUCUCAUAAGUCAUGCGCCCGAUGGCGAAUGGUCAAAAAUUGCACCACUUCGAAUUCUCAGUUUUGACAUUGAAUGUGCUGGUAGAAAAGGUUCCUUUCCCGAAGCUAACAUUGAUGCGGUCAUACAGAUCGCCAAUACUGUCACUAUUCAAGGCGAAAAUAAGCCUUUUAUUCGUAAUGUUUUCACUUUAAACACUUGUGCUCCUAUUGUCGCUACCGAUUUAAUUGAAAAUCUUGAUGAACCUCAAUUGCUAAAUAGCUGGCGCGAUUUUGUAAUUCAAGUUGAUCCGGAUGUGAUAAUCGGUUAUAAUAUAGCAAAUUUCGAUUUGCCAUAUUUACUUGAUCGUGCUCAUCAUCUUAAACUACAUAUUGAGGGACGAAUUCAAUUCGAUAUACUUCAAGUAAUGCAACGUGAUUAUAAACUCAGAUCAUAUACUUUAAACUCUGUUUCUGCUCAUUUUUUGGGUGAACAGAAAGAAGAAGUCCAUCAUUCUAUUAUCACAGAUCUGCAAAAUGGCAACCGUGACACUCGCCGUCGUCUAGCAAUUUAUUGUUUAAAAGAUGCGUUUUUGCCUCAAAGAUUAAUGGAUAAGUUAAUGUGUUUUAUUAAUUAUAUGGAAAUGGCCCGAGUUACGGGAGUACCUUUCAAUUACCUUUUAGCGAGAGGACAACAAAUUAAAGUUAUAUCACAACUAUUCAGAAAAGCUUUUGAACAGGAUUUAGUUAUCCCUGCUUUAAAAUCAGAAAGUAGCGAUGAGCCAUAUGAAGGUGCAACGGUAAUUGAGCCACUAAAGGGAUAUUAUGAUCUUCCAAUCACAACCCUCGAUUUCAGUUCUUUGUAUCCGUCGAUUAUGAUGGCACAUAAUAUAUGCUACACAACACUAUUGGAUAAUAAUGAGAUAGCUGCAUUUAAUUUAAAACAAGAUGAGGAUUAUAUACUUACGCCUGUGAACGCGCGAUUUGUCAAAUCUUGUCAUCGUAAAGGCGUUUUACCAACUAUUUUGGAAGAUUUAUUAUCUGCUAGAAAAAAAGCCAAAACCGAUUUAAAAAACGAGACAGAUCCUUUCAAAAGAGCAGUACUGGAUGGUCGGCAGCUGGCUCUUAAGAUCAGCGCAAACUCUGUUUAUGGGUUUACUGGUGCGACUAUUGGAAAACUGCCUUGCAUUGAGAUUUCAUCAAGUGUAACAGCAUAUGGACGAGAAAUGAUUGAAAAAACAAAACAGGAACUGGAAAGUCAUUAUAAAAUAAUAAAUGGAUAUAAGAAUGAUGCCACAGUUAUUUAUGGAGAUACCGAUUCGGUAAUGGUGAAAUUUGGCGUUGAUAAUAUAGAGGAAGCAAUGAAAUUAGGCAAAGAAGCAGCUGAUAUUGUUACCAGCAAAUUCAUUAAGCCAAUCAAUCUAGAAUUUGAAAAAGUGUAUUUUCCAUAUCUAUUAAUUAGUAAGAAGCGUUAUGCUGGGCUAUAUUGGACAAAUCCAAAAAACUGGGACAAAUUAGAUACAAAGGGGAUUGAAACCGUUAGACGUGAUAAUUGUCUUCUUGUCCAAAAUGUAAUAGAGACGUGCUUGAGAAAAAUCCUUGUUGAUAGAGAUGUCGAAGGAGCUAAGGAAUAUACGAUGAAGACUAUAUCAGAACUUUUACAGAAUAAAAUAGACCUGUCACAAUUAGUAAUUACAAAAGCCCUAAGCAAAUCUGAAGACGAUUAUGCUGGAAAACAAGCUCACGUAGAGCUCGCAGGAAGAAUGAGAAAGCGUGAUGCAGGUUCAGCUCCAACUCUUGGGGAUCGCGUUGCGUAUGUAAUAGUGAAGUCCACCAAAGGUGCCGCUGCUUAUGAAAGAUCUGAAGAUCCCAUCUAUGUACUCGAGAAUAAUAUACCUAUUGAUACCAAAUAUUACCUUGAUAACCAAUUAUCCAAACCUUUAAUGAGAAUUUUCGAGCCUAUUCUUGGAGAAAAAGCUCAACAUUUACUUGAUGGUGAUCAUACACGUAAAAUUGCGGUCCAAACUCCGACUAUUGGUGGACUUAUGAAAUUCGCAGUAAAAACUGCAACUUGUCUGGGCUGUAAAACCCCUUUAUCCAAGAACGAAUCAGCAGUUUGUCAUCAUUGUAACACAAAAUUGGGCAGUUUAUAUCAUAAACAGCUGGAUACAGUUAAUAAACUCGAAAUUCAAUUUGCCCGAUUAUGGACACAAUGUCAAAGAUGUCAAGGAAGUUUACAUCAAGAUGUUAUUUGCACUAAUAAUAGUUGCCCGAUAUAUUUUGCUCGAAAAAAAGCACAAAAAGAUGUUCAGGAUGCUUAUGUUGUUUUAGACCGAUUCGACUAUGCAUGGUAG
This is a messenger RNA of Ambispora leptoticha, 3081 nucleotides long. The record is from the annotation of a GenBank genome assembly. NCBI's taxonomy places the organism in Eukaryota, Fungi, Glomeromycota, Glomeromycetes, Archaeosporales, Ambisporaceae.